UGUUACUGAAUCUUGGAACCAUAAGCACAUUGAGAGUUCUGUGUUCUGAUGAAGGUGAUGAUACCGAGUCUUGAUAAGAUCCAGCAAGCAAUCAUUCACCUGGUGCAUCUGGUGCUGGAGGUGAGCCGCGGCGUGGCAUGCUGGAAACAGGAUUGCCGCUCAGACGACGUUGGAAAGUCUGGAUCUGGGCGGCUGAGGAACUUCUUCCAGAGUGUUUCUGAAAACAAGAAUGUGUGCAAGCCUGUAGGACUUCUAAUGUCAGGGGUGAACCUCCUGGGUAAACAGCCCGGAGAUGUGCUCAGUCAGUUCAGAGCCUUCAAAGUAAUCUGGGAUCAGGACCGAGACGACCAAGUCAAGGAAUUCAUCAGUAGCAACCCCGACCUAUACCUGAUAAAGGAGCAAAUUUUACACUAUGAAACGGUUGAACAGGAGAUCGCGGACAUCACGCCCAUCGUCGUUUUAGGUGGAAUGGAAUUGUCAACAGCUCCACUGAAGAUGUCCCUGAGUGUGGAAGCGAAAGCCUGGAAACUGAUGCUGUGCAAGUACGUACAAAAGGAAUACAAGAAGAAGCUGAUGGACAUGAUCGCUUUCAUUAGUGAGCAGCAAAAAAAACUCUCACGCCCUAUAGCUGACCUGGACGACGUGAGAUUCGCUAUGGAAGCCCUGUCCAAUAUCCGGGACUCAGAAAUUAUAAUGGACAUGACCAUGGGGCCCAUCGAGGAAGCCUAUUCUAUACUAAACAAGUUUGAAGUGGAAGUGACGAAGGAGGAGGCCGAGGGUGUGGAUACACUAAGAUACUCUUUUGCUAAACUGCAGUCCAAAGAGAGAGCAGUCCAGCAUGAACUGGUCAGUGCGCAGCCCAAGUUGAAAGAGAAUCUCCUGGAAUCAGUCGGCACGUUUCAGAAUGACUUGAUGACUUUCGGCCAGAAGUAUGAAACGGAAGGCCCGAAUGUUUCAGGCAUUUCACCUGAGGAGGCCAGCAUCAGACUUCAAAUCUUCCAGACUGGGUUUGAUAACCUGUGGAGGAAGUUCACCACAUAUUCUUCUGGAGAACAGUUGUUCGGCCUGCCCGUCACUGAAUAUGAUGUUCUACAGAAAGCUCGGAAAGAGCUCGGGCUUCUUCAGAAGCUGUACGGCCUCUACGAUGCGGUUAUGAAUAAGAUCAGCGGCUAUUACGAAAUCCUCUGGACCGAAGUGGAUAUUGAAAAGAUCAACACGGAGCUUUCAGAAUUCCAAACCAGAUGCCGAAAGCUCCCCAAAGGACUGAGAGACUGGCAGGCGUUUUUAGAUCUGAAGAAAAGGAUCGAUGACUUCAGCGAGUCGUGCCCUCUCCUGGAGAUGAUGGCUCACAGAGCGAUGAAGCAGAGACACUGGGAACGCAUCGCUGACCUGACGCAGCACAAGUUUCACGUGGAUUCGGACACGUUCUGCCUUCAAAACAUAAUGGAGGCCCCACUGCUGAAACACAAAGAAGACAUAGAGGACAUCUGCAUCUCAGCAGUAAAGGAGAAGGAUAUCGAGGCCAAGCUGGCACAGGUGGUUGAUUUAUGGUACAGUCAGUUGCUCACAUUUAUGGCUUUUAAAGGCAGAGGAGAGCUGAUGCUUAAAGGAGCUGAGACGGCAGAAAUCAUCACUGCCAUGGAGGACAGUCUGAUGGUGCUUGGAUCACUUCUAAGCAACAGAUACAACACUCCUUUUAAGAAAGACAUCCAGAACUGGGUUUUUAAGCUCUCCACAUCAUCAGACAUCAUCGAGCAGUGGCUGCUUGUUCAGAACCUGUGGGUGUACCUGGAGGCCGUGUUUGUGGGUGGAGACAUUGCCAAGCAGCUUCCACAGGAAGCGAAGCGCUUCCAGAACAUCGAUAAAUUAUGGAUAAAGAUCAUGCAGAGAGCCCAUGAGAUCCCCAGUGUGGUGCAGUGCUGCGUGGGAGAUGAGACCAUGAGCCAGCUUCUACCUCACCUGCAGGAGCAGCUUGAACUCUGCCAGAAAUCUCUCACAGGCUACCUGGAAAAGAAACGACUGCAGUUCCCCCGCUUUUUCUUUGUGUCCGAUCCUGCUUUACUGGAAAUCCUCGGACAAGCCAGUGACUCUCACACCAUCCAGGCUCAUCUCCUGGGAGUGUUCGACAACGUCAGUGAGGUGGAGUUUCAUGUCAAGGACUACGACAAGAUUUUGGCGGUGAUCUCUCAGGAGGGCGAGAAAGUACCCCUGGACAAACCAGUAAUGGCGCGCGGUCCUGUGGAACUCUGGUUGGGAGAGUUACUGGUGCAACAGCAAGCCUCACUGCACUCAGUCAUAAAAGCAGCUCAGCUGCAGAUUAAUGAGCCCGACUUCCAGCUCCUCACCUUCCUUAACCAGGUCCAAGCUCAGGUGAAAAUGAACAUCAGGUCCCUCGGUGACUUUGAAUGGCUGAAGCAGAGCAGAUUUUAUUUCCGGGAGGAUCAGGAUCACGUCGCAGUGUCGAUCACGGACGUCGACUUCAUCUAUCAGAACGAGUUUUUAGGCUGCACGGACAGGCUGGUCAUCACUCCUCUUACAGACAGGUGUUACAUUACCUUAGCUCAGGCGUUAGGUAUGAGUAUGGGCGGAGCUCCUGCUGGUCCGGCUGGGACGGGCAAAACCGAAACCACCAAAGACAUGGGCCGCUGCCUGGGGAAGUACGUCGUGGUCUUUAACUGCUCCGACCAGAUGGACUUCAGAGGACUGGGCAGGAUUUAUAAAGGUCUGGCUCAGUCUGGGUCCUGGGGAUGCUUCGAUGAGUUUAACAGGAUCGACCUGCCCGUGCUGUCGGUCGCUGCACAGCAGAUCCACAUCGUCCUGAGCGCUCGCAAAGAGCGCAAAGCUCAGUUCCUCUUCACCGACGGAGACUGUGUGGAUCUGAACCCCGAAUUCGGACUCUUUAUUACCAUGAACCCGGGCUACGCCGGUCGCCAGGAACUGCCCGAAAAUCUAAAGGUGCAGUUCAGGACCGUUUCUAUGAUGGUUCCUGACAGACAGAUCAUCAUGAGAGUCAAACUGGCCAGCUGUGGUUUCAUCGAGAACGUUAUACUGGCUCAGAAGUUCUUUGUGCUUUAUAAACUGUGUGAGGAGCAGCUCACGAAGCAGGUUCACUAUGAUUUUGGGUUGAGGAACAUUCUGUCGGUUUUGAGGACUCUGGGAGCUGAGAAACGGGCUCGACCCUCAGACUCUGAGUCCAGCAUCGUGAUGAGGGUUCUGCGUGACAUGAACCUCUCCAAACUGGUGAGAACCGUAACCAUUGCAGUAUCAGUACUAAAUGACGCCACGGAAAGGACCCACGUUGUGCUCCUGGUUUUGGGGAUCUUCAUGCACCCUGCUUGUGCUGCUACAGGUGGAUGAAGACGAGCCUCUGUUUCUCAGUCUGAUCAGUGACCUGUUUCCUGGGAUUCAGCUGGAUAACAGCACCUACGCUGAGCUGCAGGCUGCAGUCGCCACACAAGUGCAACAAGCAGGAAUCGUUAAUCACCCGCCGUGGAACCUCAA
Messenger RNA from Trichomycterus rosablanca, 3501 nucleotides. RefSeq names its product dynein axonemal heavy chain 8-like. The transcript has 22 exons. Gene Ontology annotation, biological process: microtubule-based movement. Gene Ontology annotation, cellular component: axonemal dynein complex. NCBI's taxonomy places the organism in Eukaryota, Metazoa, Chordata, Actinopteri, Siluriformes, Trichomycteridae. The record is from RefSeq and is a predicted model, not a curated record. Gene Ontology annotation, molecular function: dynein light intermediate chain binding; minus-end-directed microtubule motor activity; dynein intermediate chain binding. Bases 49 to 3357 code for a protein of 1102 amino acids.